GGCCGAAAAGAUUGAAAACCGAGGCUCCAGCAGGAGUAAAAUGUGGCAUUAGACGUGCCAGACUUAGAUAGUAUCUCCUGUAUGGUGCGGUUUGGAGGGGAGGGGAAAGGGCAAGUUCCAGUACGAAGUGAAAGGCGUCUUUGACACCGGCGGCUGUUCGGGUGAGAGGUCAGAGUUCAGGGUCGGACUGGGCCGAGCCGAGUCGGGAUGAAGGUUCCCAGCGUUUUGCUCGUCAGCUGCUGCCCGGGUUUUGUGGAGGAGACGCUAGUGAAAGAUAUUAUUGGAAGACAUGACCUUCCUGAAUUGUCAGAUCCCAGGAAUGCAGUUCGAUCCUACCCAUGGACGAUUGAUAAUAAAUACUAUACUGCUACUGUUCAUCUCUGUGUGGUCCCCAAUAAAUUCCACCUGACAAAGGAGAUUACUGACUCGGUGGAGGCCUUCUUGAUUUACUUUGACAGCACAACAAAAACGGGACUUGAUGAGGUAUCCACUUGGCUUCCUUUGACUCAAGAGUGGACCCCUGAGGUUUUGAUUCUGGUGUGUGACAGAGUUUCAGACAAUGGGGUGAGCAGACAAACAGCACAGCAAUGGUGUAUUAAGCAUGGGUUUGAAUUGGUGGAGCUCAAUCCAGAAGAUUUGCCAGAUGAAGAAGAUGACUUUCCUGAAUCUACGGGAGUAACGAGAAUUAUUCAAGCUUUGAAUGCAAAUGUAUGGUCAAAUGUUGAGAUGAAAACAGAUAGGCCUCAAGAUUUUGGAAUACUUAGUAGUUUAACUGGUGUGCUUGAGAAUUGUCAAACAGAAGAUGAAACGCAGGUGGAAUACCACAACCUUGCAGAACUUGAUGCUGAAUCACUUGCAGAAGACAGAGAUGGUGUGGCAGCUGUUCAGCCAGAUAGUUUCAUGGCAGAUCCUAUGUUUCAUUUGGAUAUCCAAGAACUCGCCACUCUUACCACAGGCGAGGUUGACUGUGAAAACUUUGAGCGUCUAUUUGAGAAGCUGAAAGAAAUGAAAGACAAAGCAGCAACAUUACCUCAUGAACAAAGAAAACUACAUGCAGAAAAGGUUGCUAAAGCUUUUUGGAUGGCUAUUGGUGGAGACAGAGAAGAGAUUGAGGAGCCAUCUGAUGAAGACUGUGACUAAGGACCUGAUUAUUUUCAGAUGGAAGGUUUUAUUUGGUGUAUGAGCCAGUGUUUUGCUUGGGGGUCUUGCUGAGCCAUUCAUUCCCUGGGUUGCCAGGUCAAGGCUUUUCAUGCAAGUCGAUGUUUGAAUCAACUGAAUGAUAAGAUUUGGAUCUUUAACUGUGUUUUCUCCUAUCUGCACUGUACUUGUGUAUUAGACUAAACAUUUGAGCUAAGAAGCCCUGUGGGAGGAAGCACUGUCGCUGCCCACUCCUGGGCGACACCACCUUCCCAGACCCUGGCCUUGUGAAUGAACUGAUUCUGGUUUUGGUAUAUUUUGAGCCUUCCCGUUCCUAAUGCACUCUGUCUCAUUCAAAGUCCUUGGACUAUUUUUAUUAUGCAGAGAGAAUUCUGUAAUACAGCAGCUUUGCCACUCGUGCACUUGUUUCAUUUAUGGACUGGUUACAUUUUAGUAAAGUGUUAUUGGACUAGCCAGUGCCAGACCAAUUUUCAAACACACAGAAUGCAGUGUGACUUAUAUGUAAAUACGUUACAAAUUCAGCACAAAAGCUCCGAUUAACUGGUUUGUUCGCAUCAUCUCAGUCCUAAAUGGCCUACCACCUCCUUGCCCUCAGACAGUAAUCCCUAGUUCUGGGAUUCCCGGUCAUCAGUAACAUCAUUCCUGCUUUUACCUUUUGCUAGUCCUGUAAAAUUUUAUAGGAUUUUUUUGUGAUUUUCCCCUCCCUCAAUCUUAACUCCAGUGACUAUAGUCCUCGUCAAUCCAGUCUCUCUUCAUAUGUCAGGCCUGCCAUAGUUAGUAACUAUGACUUAAAAUGACUUGAAACAUGCAACCUUGUGUUGAGAAACAUAUAAAAAGAUUGUAAUAAAUCAUUUAAUGUAAAGUUAACCCACCUGUACAGGAAAAAUAACUGAAAUAAAUGUCAUUAUUCCUUGUA
Molecule: messenger RNA, 2074 nt
Organism: Stegostoma tigrinum
Lineage: Eukaryota; Metazoa; Chordata; Chondrichthyes; Orectolobiformes; Stegostomatidae
Gene: aagab
Product: alpha and gamma adaptin binding protein
Exons: 10
Coding region: 208-1140 (310 amino acids)
Source: RefSeq, a predicted model, not a curated record